AUGAUACAGAGUAACCAAAGCAAUCACGGUAGCCAUUCGGUUUCUUCCUUUCAAACUUCAACAACUUUGAAUUCUUCUUCUAAUCAUUUAUUUUCAUCCAAUGCCAUGCCACCACAAACACAAUGGGGUGAGCUCACAUUAGACGAUGAGCAAAGUCCUCUCCUUCAGACGCUUCAGAGAAGUAUCUUUCAUAUUUACUUCACACCCCCGUCUUCUAUGGUCGAUCAUCACAUGACUAGUGCUGUCAGUAAUCAUUCCAACCCGACGUCCGAUGUCAAGAAAUUCAAAUUACAACUGGUCCUGUUUUCGACAUGUUCUCUCGAGAAUCAAGAUGAAGGACAACCUUCAUCACGCUCUAGUUGUGUAGAUUUGACUGUUAUGUCUGCUGGUUCGUUCUUUGAUCAGAGUCAAUAUUACGUCAUGGUGAGAAAACCUUCGCUCAUGAUGGAGGCGUUAGCUGGAGUGACAGAAAUGUAUUUUUAUAUGCGAGAUGAUCGUGGAAUUGAAUACAAGAGUAAGAUUUUUCGUUGCAAUGAACACCAAGCAGGAACGAAAUCACAAGAAAUGACAAUUGACAGCAACCUUCAUUCAGAUCAUUCCCUCACUGUUGAAAAGAAACAAGUGUUGAAAAAGUUGAAAGAAUCUCCUUUGGGAUCUACUCUUUCAGAACCAAUUUUCAAUCAAUUCUUGUCCCAUUUAUUUGACAAAUUUGACCAAUCCACUUGUGAAUUAUUUGGAACCACUUUUCCUUUGUUUGGUAACUAUGAUAUCCAAAACUGCUCUUUCACACUGAUCGACGGUGGCACAAAAAGAGAUUCUGCUCUUCAUUCCUUUUGUAGAUUUUCUCGAAUUCUCAUGUCUCUUCACUUGGGAAAGUCAUUAUUAUUUGUUCGACUUGUCAACUUUAAGAAACAUGGUCAACCAUCGACUGUGAAUUCCAACAACAGCUUUCCAACCAAAACAUCAUCUCCAACCACUGCUUCUUCACCAUCUUCUCAAUCCUCUUCAAAAUUAAGUUUUACCGAAACUCAGAAUUUCAACUCUUCUCUCAUUGAGCGCGCUUGCACUUCUCCCCUUUCCAUUCCUUCCCAAAAAGGAAAGUAUCAUUUCUUUGCCACCAGUAUUUCUGGAACAAAGGGAGACACUUGUUGCUUUGUUCAUGAAAAUUUCAAUCUUCAACACUUGCGAAAUUUAUUGGGAGAUUUUUCGAGAGCUGAGAAAAGUGGUCCUUGUAAAACCUUUUCGAGAAUGGCUCUCAAUUUUGGAAAAUGUUUGAAAAGUGAAAGACCUCUCUGUGAAGAGAAGGAAGUUUGUUACUUGUCAUCGAAGGAGGAAGAGGAAUUUCCUGGAACGGAUGGAAUUGGAUUUAUUCAUGAAGAGUUGGCUCAUGAAUUGUUGUUAUCGGUGUAUAAGGAUCCAUAUGAUGUGCAGGGUGAAAAAUCAAAAACAAAAUUACUAUUUAAGGAAAAAAGAGAAUUGAGAGGUAUUGGUGCUAUUCAAGUACGUUAUGCUGGAUGUAAGGGAGUAUUGCAAUUGAUUCCUGCUUCGUAUUGGUCCACUCUUCAGAAACAGUACAACUUGUCAGAUGCCAUUCGAGUGGUCUUUCGAGAUUCCAUGGUCAAAUUUAACGGAAAUACUCAAAUCUAUCCAUAUAUGGAUAUUUUAAAUUAUUCCUCCAUCCAAGGUGGAUACAUGAACAGAAAUGACAUGAGUUGUUUAUUAAUUCGAUCUUCUCGUCCCAAAGAGAUGCAACAAGUAUUUCAACAAGCCUUAAAAGAAUAUCUCAAUGAAAUGAUUGAAAGAAAAGAGGAUCCUUCCUUCAUUUGUAAUCAAUUAUUUCCCAUUCAUCAUGAAGAAUCUACGAUGGAUUCUAUGGAAAUGGUCAUUCAUUCCAUGGUCAUGGCUGGUCAACGAUUGGAUAAUCCAUUUUUACAAAAGAGAAUUCACAAAAAAAUUAAGUGCAAAUUUCAGAGCUUGUUGGAUGAUUCUGUAAAUUUGAGAAUUCCAUUUCCAUGCGUGGAUUUAAUUGCAGAAAUUGAUGAAAGCAGAGCAUUGAACGAUGAUGAAAUUUAUGUUCCAUGUGAAAAGUUGAUUCAAGAUUUGGGUUUUGCUGAAUAUCAAAAAUUGGAAUUUGUCAUUGCGUAUCGACAACCAUUGACCUAUGAAGGAGAUUUUCAAAAAUUCAAAUUGGUGAAGAAUCCACAAAAUGAAUUUUUGAAAUCUCGUGUCAACUCCGUGGUGUUUCCAAAAUUGAAAGGUCGCAAGUCACCUCAUCAAUUCAUGGCAGGUGGUGAUUUAGAUGGUGACUUGUACAAGAUCAUUUAUCAUCCAACAGUGGUCAAACUCUUUGAUCAAUUUUCUUCUCCAAAAAUUGAUUACGAUGAAGGAAAGAAAACUGUCAUUGCCACUCGUCCUCCAACCAUUCACGAAUGCAUUCAAGCCAAUAUUAAGGCCUUCUCCAACAAGAAUACUCAUACAGGCCUUUUGUAUUUUCAUGCCUUUGUGUUACGUGAGAAACCACAUUUGAAUUUGGAUUUGAGAAAACGCGUUUGUUUGGCACAUGCAGAGUCAAUUGAUGCCAUGAAAAGUGACACGCCUCCACAAGAUUACAAGAAAUUAUAUCAAGAAAUUGAUCAGUUGAAAUUGAAAAGACCAGAUUGGUGGGAAAUGAAAGCUAAUUUGAAAUUGAAGAAUUUAUCAAAAGUUCUUCCCCUGUUCAAUAAUUCCUUUGAAUGUGAAAUGACCAAGAUUGUAAUGGAACAAUUCAAGAUUUUGAAAGAACAGAAAAAACCAUACAACAUGGUCAUUGAUUCAGAUUUAAUGAAUGUCGGUAAAUAUAAGGAACAUGAAUUGGACUGGAAAUUGGAAUUCGAAAAUAGUUUGAAAGAAUGGAAUUACACUUGGAGUUCUGAAAAGAAUUCCAUAACGUCAAAUUUCAAUCAACUCAUGGAUGAAACGAGCCAAAAACGACUCCAUCGAAGAGCCAUCACAGAACAGAUUGUGAAUGGUAUUUAUGAAAGCAUUUCAUCUUCUGUAGAAAAUGAUCAUCAACGAUGGUGGAAGAAAUUUGUUGGAAACGACGAACAACAACACAUCAAUGAAGAUGUUUUGCUUCAUAAGGCAUCGUAUUGGUUAAGUUUGGCCUAUGAAAAUGAAACACAAGCAAAACGACCAUUUGUAUAUACUUGUUGUUACAUGUAUUUGAAUGAUUUGAAGUGUAAAAGAAGUGCUCAUAGAAAGCCACAAAAUGUUUUGGCAAGAGUGGUCCAUCCAUCGAUUUCAGUGAAAGUCAUUUCAAAAUAA
Messenger RNA from Naegleria fowleri, 3303 nucleotides. RefSeq lists its product as uncharacterized. Gene Ontology annotation, cellular component: nuclear RNA-directed RNA polymerase complex. Gene Ontology annotation, molecular function: RNA-directed RNA polymerase activity. Bases 1 to 3303 code for a protein of 1100 amino acids. The record is from RefSeq and is a predicted model, not a curated record. Gene Ontology annotation, biological process: siRNA processing. The transcript has 2 exons. Lineage: Eukaryota; Heterolobosea; Eutetramitea; Acrasida; Naegleriidae.